AAUCGACGUGCACUGUUUAUGUUUUGAUUUCGGUACUCGCAAGUUGCUGUCACCGCGUUCCCGCAGUUUUAAGUGAAAAUUCCAUGAAGUUGCUCGCGAAAUGACCGUCUUCAGGCUGGAAAGGUACCCCUACGUGUGCCGGAUGUGUCUAAAGCCGGAACAGCACCGCAAGAUGACGUCGCUGGACACCGAGGAUGAAAGCUUCGAGGGAUGUGCCACCUUCGAGGAGUUUCUGGCAACGAUGUCGUUCCAGGUUGAAGAGGAAAAGCGCCAUUUGUUUCCGCGGUCAAUUUGCCCCCAGUGCAAAGACCUACUCCAAAUGUUUGGCCGCUUUCACACCAAAGUGCGCCACGUGCACCUGUUUAUGAACGCUCUGGUCGAGCUGCGGGACCUCAACACGGUACCGAUGCAGGAACUUUUCCACACGAAACCGGAAUCGGUUCGGACGAUGCUCGCGGAGCUGGAUUUGUGCCACAAGGAUGACUGCCAGGCGAAGGAUUUGAUUGAUGAAUUUCCACUGUUUCAAAUUGCUAAACUUCCGGCCACGAUGGAACAGAACGGUGUUGACGAGGUUGCCGAGGUUAAAGAAAAAGAAGUCGAUCUGCAAUGCUGCGAAGAAAUAAAAGAAUUCGAAGAACCUGAAGAGGAAACUUUUUUUGCUGAGGAAUGUCCGCCCGAAGAGUUGGCCGGGUUGGUCAAUGAAAUUGUUUGUCAAGUUGAGUUGUCCGAGGAGCGUGUUCCGGAGCAGGAAUCUACAGUUGAUGACGAGUUUCGAUGGGAGUGCCUAGACGAUAGCGAUGAAGAAGUAAAGAUCCCAACCAAGAAAAAGCUGCGUCAACAGCGGCAAAAAGAAGCGAGCAAAAUAUGAAUUCCUAAACGACAGCGAACCAGAAGAGGAGCUAACGCUCGACAAGCUGGGAGAUUUGAGUGAGGCGCUGGCAAACAGAAAGUACGGCACCAAGAAGGUGAAAGAGCCGCUGCAGUGCCCCAAGUGCCCGUUCAAAACCAUGUACCGGUCAAAUUUUCAUUCACAUCAGUUGACGCAUCUGAAGCGGGAAAAUAUCAGUUAUGCCUGCAAGGAACCUGGCUGUACGAAAAGUGCGCGAACCUGCGGCUUUUACAAAUGCACGUGGAAGGGAAACACAGCGGAUUUACUUAUAUCUGCGAGACUUGUGGGUUCCAGUGUUCAACUGGCUCCAGAUUAAAAGAACACAACAAACGUUAUCACAACAAAGAAACCCUGAACUGCGAGUACUGCCAGAAAACAUUCAAACUGAAACUAGACUUGCGGAA
Culex quinquefasciatus (southern house mosquito) is the source of this 1293-nucleotide messenger RNA. RefSeq lists its product as uncharacterized. Bases 101 to 868 code for a protein of 255 amino acids. The transcript has 2 exons. NCBI's taxonomy places the organism in Eukaryota, Metazoa, Arthropoda, Insecta, Diptera, Culicidae. Gene Ontology annotation, molecular function: zinc ion binding. The record is from RefSeq and is a predicted model, not a curated record. Gene Ontology annotation, cellular component: nucleus.